Cladophialophora immunda is the source of this 2177-nucleotide messenger RNA. RefSeq lists its product as uncharacterized. Gene Ontology annotation, biological process: regulation of DNA-templated transcription. The record is from RefSeq and is a predicted model, not a curated record. NCBI's taxonomy places the organism in Eukaryota, Fungi, Ascomycota, Eurotiomycetes, Chaetothyriales, Herpotrichiellaceae. The transcript has 4 exons. The coding region runs from base 747 to 2177 and encodes 476 amino acids. Gene Ontology annotation, molecular function: DNA-binding transcription factor activity, RNA polymerase II-specific; zinc ion binding.
CCACCCUUUGAAGAGCAUGUCCGUUGGAAGGUGCGUAACCCAUAUCCCUCCAGGUGUGGCUCAAAGAGGCUGUGGGCUUGUUUUGUUUCCCCACAUGGAACCUGUCGACGCUAGAUCCAGAACCAAUGCUACCUGCACCUACUGCUCAAGUACUGUUCGCAGGUUGGUCUCUGAGGCAUCGUCAUGUUUUGAUUGGUCUUGUGCGUCCGAUUUGUUUCACAGCUGAUAUGGCAGGCGCUCCAUCAGUUGAUUGAUGACUGGUCAGACCAUCUUAUGCCCGUUGAAUCAAGUUGUCGCAGUGGACCAAGCAUCAUGGUCACACGGUCGGACGCCUGCAUUGGCCGUUACAAGGGAAUCUUAGAUCAGGUUUCAAAGGCCAAGUCCGAAAGCGUGACUUGAUCCAGGCGUAAUUUGAGAGAAUAGCAAAGCUUUUCAGCUCGACACCGAUCAUGAUAUGACAUACCUCAUUGAUCCGGCUCCCACAACUGUUGAAGCUUGCCCAUCUUUUUUCCUAUUGGAGUAUGCCCUUGAAAAUGUCACUAUCAACCUGAUCCUGGCUACCUUUCUGCUCACUCGCCAGUUUUCAUUGCUCAGAACCAGCUCUGAGCUACUUGAUGGUCUGGGAUCGUUGUCAGAGAGCUUGCUUCAGAACUGGUCGUGGUCGAGGUGGCGGUUGGUGAUAACGCAAUUUUUGACGAUCGAGGAGCCUUGACCGCUUGUGUCCAUAUUGCUUUGCGAAGCACGUCAUGAUCUCCACACGAUCACUUUACCCGGACUUUGAGUUCUUCAGACGCAAUGAGAGAGGUCCCCAUAUGGCCCUGAGCCAAAGUUCUCACAUCCAUGACCAAUAUGAAACUGGAGGCCACCUCAGCAGCCGUACAACACCCACGUCUGAACCAGAUAGCAGAGCAACGAGCGGCUCAAGAAAGCGGGUACCAGUUGCAUGUGAAAGAUGCCGGAAACGCAAAAUCAAAUGCAGUGGCAACGAAGGUGAUAGCCAGGCAUGUGCAAACUGCAAGAACUCGGGCCUAGAGGACUCAUGUCGCUUUCUGCGGGUUUCCUCGGUGGACCCCAGUCAGUAUGGCUUUCGAGCGUGGCAUGGACCUCCACGAUACUCACCAUACUCGCUUCCUGCGCAUCACCGUCUGAAUUAUGUGUCUGUACCGUCAAGGUGCAGUCCACAAAGCAGUCUGCAAUACCACCCUGUGCCCAGUGGCAUUGAAUAUGGCGGAUACACCAAUCAAAGUACAAGCGUUGAUUGGGGGAGAGCACAAUAUGUCGGACCUUACUCACCAUACCCAGAUGAUGAGGGAACUAGCCCUUACACCACCCAACCUCCUCCGUACAUUCUCCCGAACACGGAUCCGAUGUCUACGAACAACGCCUACUAUAUCCACGGCCACGGGGUUCGACCUCAUCCUGGUUCACUUUGGCCAGAGACUCAGCAAUAUGUACCUCAACCCAAUGCUCAGGCAACUAGCACCUCUUAUACGAUGCCUAAUGAAGCUCCUCAAUCAUUCCAAACAAUUGGGGCUGGUGGAAGCCUUCCAUCAGACCGUAUCUUGCCACAGCCCAUCAGUGCACGAAGCUAUAUCCCUACACCGGCCAGUUCAGUGGAUCUCCCGAUUUCUGCUGUAAGCCAACGCAGCCAGAGCUAUUGGAACGGUGACAGUGCGACCUCUGUUCAGCAGAUGUCACCCCAAGCAGACUCAAACGGAGCUCAAGAACAACACAAUGCCAGGGAAAAUAUUUCCUACAGAGUCCAGGACCUGACUUACGGCCAAAUGGGUUUGGGUGAAGUGCUCUCUGCGACGUCGGUGGCAUCUGGCGAGCAGCUUGUUGUCAACGAAGCCCAGCCAGCAGUGGCAACAACUGCUCCAGCAGAACAUACUCUCUCGCAGCAUUCAUCGUUGAGUGCGGUCUCCCACCAAAGCCUUAAGUCCUCCGUUGAGGACCAUGCUGCGACAUACGGGUACAAAGGCUCCGCGAAUGGGCACAGCUCACAGUCGAUGAGUGCUUCAAACCAAUCCUUUACUGGGCCAUUCUACGGGCGAGCCAUGGUUCCACGCCCAGAAUCGGGCUCAGAUGACUGCAGUCCAGACUGUUCCAGCUGUCAGACAACCGAGUCGACUCGCACUUCGAUCACUUCGAUCAACAACACCUUGUCAACUUACUGA